UGCGUCUGUUUCAUUCGCUGAAAAGGUAAGACUUAAAAAACUUAAAACCUUUCCCCACUCACAUCAUCAUCACCUUUGUCUCUCUUUCAAGCUUCUCUGUGUGUUGUGUGUGGUUGGUCAACAGCAACAGCUGUUGAGCAAAGAUGGAUCAUCAAGUUGGAUAUGGUGUUGAAGUGACUGGGUUAUCUCCAUCUGUUACUGAGAAAGACCUUAUUGAUUUCUUCUCUUUCUCUGGUACAAUCGAAUAUAUUGAUAUUGUCAGGUCAGGUGAGCAAGCAUGUACUGCUUAUGUGAUGUUCAGGGAUUCUUAUUCUCAAGAAACUGCUGUUUUACUCAGUGGCGCAACGAUAUUGGAUCAGCGUGUUUGCAUAACUCGUUGGGGACAACAUCACGAAGAGUUCGAUUUCUGGAAUGCGACUCCCCGGGGUUUUGAAGAUGAAUCAUACUCACAUCCUCAUGCUCAACGAGGAGAUUUCAACGCUGGAGAAGCAGUGACUAAAGCUCAAGAAGUGGUGAAAACAGUGCUUGCCACAGGAUUCGUGCUAGGCAAAGACGCUCUAAGCAAAGCUAAAACCUUUGACGAAUCCCACGGCGUAUCAGCUGCAGCGAUGGCUAGAGUCUCCCAACUAGAGCAGAGGAUUGGUCUCACUGACAAAAUCUUUAUCGGACUUGAAGCUGUAAGAAUGACCGACCAAAGGUACCAUGUUUCAGACACAGCUAAAUCAGCCAUCUCUGCCACAGGGAGAACCGCAGCAGCGGCUGCAACUAGUGUCGUCAAUAGCAGUUACUUCUCAAACGGAGCUCUUUGGCUUUCUGGUGCGUUGGAGCGAGCUGCUAAAGCUGCAUCUGAUCUCGGUAACCACGGCUCCAGGCAGUGACUAUAGAGAGAGGACCAAAUCAGAACCGUAUCCGUCUUGUGAAUAUUAUUAUAUGAUGAAGAGCUGAUCAUGAAUAACACUACUAGCUUAUGAAAGUAUAGGUGGCAUUAGAUUUUAUCAUAACGAAUCCUAGACAAUGUAUACACAUAACACAUUCGCAUUACCUACUACAUCUUAUACACUAAAAGUUUAAUUUCA
This is a messenger RNA of Camelina sativa (false flax), 1076 nucleotides long. Its product is annotated as binding partner of ACD11 1. Gene Ontology annotation, molecular function: RNA binding. NCBI's taxonomy places the organism in Eukaryota, Viridiplantae, Streptophyta, Magnoliopsida, Brassicales, Brassicaceae. The record is from RefSeq and is a predicted model, not a curated record.